Molecule: messenger RNA, 687 nt
Organism: Xenopus tropicalis (tropical clawed frog)
Lineage: Eukaryota; Metazoa; Chordata; Amphibia; Anura; Pipidae
Gene: ssbp1
Product: single-stranded DNA binding protein 1, mitochondrial
Exons: 7
Coding region: 122-568 (148 amino acids)
Biological process (GO): DNA replication
Cellular component (GO): mitochondrion; mitochondrial nucleoid
Molecular function (GO): single-stranded DNA binding; DNA binding
Source: RefSeq, a predicted model, not a curated record
CCGGAAGUGGGGCAAACUAUCCCGUUAGCAGCCGGAAGUUGGGCCGCUGGAAGUGUCCCCUGCCUGCUACUCACGUGGAUAGAGUGACCCGGUAUCAUUGGGAUUAACAACCACAGGACAGAUGUUCCAGCGGCCAGUCCUUCGGGUGCUUCGCCAGUUUGCAAGAUGUCAGUCCUCCGAUGCCCCAUCCCACAUACUGGAGAGAUCUCUGAAUAAGGUGCAGCUAUUGGGCAGAGUCGGACAGGACCCGGUCAUGAGACAAGCGGACGGGAAGAAUCCAGUGACCAUCUUCUCUCUGGCGACCAAUGAGCUGUGGAGGUCGGGGGAAAGCGAGGUGUUCCAGACAGCUGGAGACGUUAACCAGAAAACCACGUGGCACAGGGUGUCGGUGUUCCGGCCUGGGCUUCGGGAUGUGGCCUAUCAGCACGUGAAGAAGGGGGCGCGACUAUUCGUAGAAGGAAAGAUUGACUAUGGGGAAUAUACAGACAAGAACAACGUGAGGAGACAGGCGACCACCAUCAUAGCAGAUAACAUCAUAUUCCUCAGUGAUCUCCGGGACAAGCUGUGACUCCCCGCACCUUGGGUUUGUGUACAGCCCCUCACCCCCUGUUCAACUCCCCCAUUUCUGGGUUUAAUUGCCCCUCCUUUGUCUUUAGGGAAAUAAAAUAUUGUUUUUUUUUCUUCUUA